UACUCAGUAGAACCUGGUGGGAGUAUAAAGAAAAGUUCAUUUUGGUAUUUUAAAUUGAUUUUGGUAUCUUUUGAGUUUUUCUUUGUUCCACAAUAUUUGGCUGUGCGUUGCUGGAACUAAGCCAAAAAUUGAAAAAAGGCUUUGUGUGCCGUGCGCCAUCACGUGAGAGCGCACUGAAGGCAAAAUUCAUGGAAUUCUGGUUGAAAGUUGAAUUUUCUGCCUUAAAAGAGAUUUGAAUGUGCCAUUUUUCUUUCCAUGGCUCUUCAAUAGAAUGUUGUAGGAAAAGCUGAAGAUGUCAUCGAGACCUCGAGAAGAUUUGGAUAGCCUGUCUCCAGCCAGCAAGAAACUUCGACUUGACCCCGAGUCACAGGUGCUAGCGGAACAGUCCAACAACUCGGUAGCUUCACUAGAGAGGGGAGCCAUGGCUAGGAAUGGGACUGAUGGCAUUGAUGAGAGCUUGUAUUCCAGGCAGCUUUAUGUGCUGGGUCAUGAUGCCAUGAAGCGUAUGAAUCGUUCGGAUGUCCUCAUCUCAGGAAUGACUGGGCUUGGCGUCGAGAUUGCCAAAAAUGUUGUUCUUGGAGGCGUGAAAUCUGUCACUAUCCAUGACGAGGGAAAUGUCGCAAUCGAGAACCUGGCAUCACAGUUUUUCUUCACGGAGGCAGACAUUGGCAAGAAUCGAGCGUUGGUGACUGAGCCCAAGUUGGCCGAGCUGAACACUUACGUACCAGUCAAAGCAGAAACCAAACCUCUUACCGAGGAACUCAUCAGCAAAUUCACCGUGGUUGUGCUGACCAACAGCAGCCUGGAUGCCCAGCUCAAGAUUGGGGACUUCUGCCACUCCAGAGGGAUUCACCUGAUCGUGGUCGAUACCAGGGGCCUGUUUGGACAGAUCUUCUGCGACUUUGGCGAGGAUUUCACUGUGAUUGACACCAACGGGGAGGAGCCUCUCAGUGUUAUGAUUGCAGCCAUUAGCAAGGAUGAGGAUUCGGUAGUGACUUGCCUGGAUGAGAGCCGUCACGGCUUUGAAUCAGGAGAUUACGUCAGCUUCACAGAAAUCCAGGGUAUGACCGAACUGAACGACAGCGAGCCCAGGAAGGUGAAGGUCCUGGGCCCGUACACCUUCAGCAUCGGCGACACCACAGGGUUGUCGGACUACGUCCGGGGCGGCGUCGCCAGACAGGUCAAGAUGCCCGCCAAAGUCAGCUUUAAAUCCCUCCGCCAGUCCCUGGCCGAACCAGAGCACGUCAUGACCGACUUUGCCAAGUUUGACCGGCCGGGGCAGCUGCAUAUAGGAUGGCAGGCAUUGCACAAGUUUGAGAAGGACUGCGGCACUCUACCUCGGCCUAGAAACAAGGACGAUGCAGCGAAAUUGAUAGCAAUGGCCAAAGAGAUCAACACCCAGGCACUCCAGGCCGCCAAGCAAGAGGAGCUGGACGAGAAGCUGCUGGGCCAUUUUGCCAGCAAUGCCACUGGGGAUCUUAACCCCAUGCAGGCCUUUAUUGGGGGAAUCACCGCUCAAGAGAUCAUGAAGGCCUGUAGCGGCAAAUUCAUGCCCAUUCAUCAGUGGCUAUACUUUGACUCACUGGAAUGCCUACAAGAGGACGACCCGGAAGGCUUGACCGAGGAAGACUGUAAAAAGACCGGCAGCCGUUACGACGGCCAGGUGGCCGUCUUCGGCUCGGCCUUCCAGCGAAAGCUGACCCAGCUCAAGUACUUCAUGGUAGGGGCAGGGGCCAUCGGCUGUGAGCUGCUCAAGAACUUUGCCAUGAUGGGGGUAGGCUGCAGCCCUGAGGGCACGGUGACAGUGACCGACAUGGACAUCAUCGAGAAGUCCAACCUCAACCGGCAGUUCUUGUUCAGGCCGUCAGACGUGCAGAGCCCCAAGUCGGUCAAGGCAGGCAAGGCGGCCAAAGAGAUGAAUCCAGACCUAAACGUCGUUGCUCACCUCAAUCGCGUGGGACCAGAGACGGAGCAUAUCUACAGCGAUGACUUCUUUGAGGGUCUGGAUGGCGUGGCCAAUGCCUUGGACAACAUAGAUGCACGCAUGUACAUGGACCGGCGCUGCGUUUACUACCGCAAGCCCCUCCUGGAGUCUGGCACCCUCGGUACCAAGGGUAACGUGCAGGUAGUGCUGCCCUUCCUGACUGAGUCCUACUCCUCCUCCCAGGACCCGCCCGAGAAGUCCAUCCCCAUCUGCACCCUGAAGAACUUCCCCAACGCCAUCGAGCACACCAUCCAGUGGGCGCGGGACGAGUUUGAAGGGCUGUUCAGGAACCCGGCUGAGAACGUCCAACAGUACAUCAGCGAUCCCAAGUUUAUGGAGAGAACCCUGAAGCUCCCAGGAAUGCAACCUAUGGAGACCCUUCAAAGUCUCAAGAAUUUCCUGGUGGACGACAGACCCACCAGCUUUGAGGACAGCGUCGCCUUUGCCAGGAACCACUUCGAGGCCAUGUACGCCAAUCAGAUCAAACAGCUACUAUUCAAUUUCCCCAAGGACCAGGUUACGUCAUCCGGUGCACCUUUCUGGUCGGGCCCCAAGAGAUGCCCUCAUCCACUGACUUUCGACCCAUCCAGUCCUGCACACUUGGAUUACAUCUUGGCGGCUGCCAACCUGCACGCAGAAACCUACGGCCUGCCACAGAACAGGGACAUGGCCUACAUCCGCAAGGUGGUGGAGUCGGUGAAAGUGCCUCCGUUUGUUCCCAAAUCAGGCGUCAAGAUUGAUGUGACCGACACGGAGGCCCAGGCCUCUGCCCAGCACUCGGCUGACGAGGCCGAGCUGCAGUCAAUCCUCAAUGCCUUGCCCACACCAGACAGCCUCAAAGACUUGAGGAUCACACCCAUAGAAUUUGAAAAGGAUGAUGACAGCAACCUUCACAUGGAUUUCAUCAUGGGUGCAUCAAACUUCAGAGCUGAGAACUAUGACAUUGCCCCUGCAGACAAGCAUAAGACCAAGCUGAUCGCGGGCAAGAUCAUCCCGGCCAUCGCCACCACCACCUCGGUGGUGGCCGGCCUGGUGUGCCUGGAGCUGUACAAGAUGGCCAACGGCAACAAGAAGCUGGAAUCCUACAAGAACGGCUUCAUCAACCUGGCCCUGCCCUUCUUUGGCUUCUCCGAGCCCAUCCAGGCUGCCAAGCAGAAGUACAAUGACAUUGAGUUCUCCCUCUGGGACCGCAUCGAGGUGCAGGGCGUCCGGGAGGGCAACGAGAUGACCCUCCAGGAGUUCCUGGACUACUUCCAGAAGGAGCUCAAGCUGGAGGUCACCAUGAUGUCGCAGGGCGUCUGCAUGCUGUAUUCCUUCUUCAUGGCCCCGCCCAAGCUCAGGGAACGACUGGGAUUCAAGAUAUCUGAAGUGGUCACUAAGGUCUCCAAGAAGAAGAUCCCCAGACACGUCCGGCACCUGGUCCUGGAGGUGUGCUGCAACGAUGCGGACGGGGAAGAUGUGGAGGUGCCCUAUGUACGCUACACCUUCCGCUGAGUCGGGACACCAGACCUGUGGCCACGCGGUGGCCAUCUUUGUUUUUCACACUCAUCACUGAGAUUUGAAAUGAGGCUCAAUGUUAUGAAGAGGCAAGUGUGCCGCUAUUGAAUAUUCCAAAGGGGAGAAAAACUAAGAUGGUGGCUGUGUGGUAUUCCCGGAACCAAUUUAGAAUUUAAAAAAAAAAAAGGGAAAAAAAAUUGAACCACAUCAAAGUAGCUAUGGGCUUGAUUUCAUUUCAUACCACUGCUCACAGCAAGGGGGAAAAAAGCUGGGCAAGGAUAGUUGAAGUGGGUAUCUUUAAAAUUACCCUGGUGUGUCAAAUGUCGGUUGCUAAAUUCCUUCAAGUUCAUUUUCUUGUGCUUGAUGCCCCAUAACAGCGAUUUGUAACUUUUCGUAAGGGAGUUGAAAAAUCUCUUCAAAAGAAGUUCACUACAGGUGCAAGUCCAUGAAAAAGGGGGUCUUUUUGGCCAUGGUUAUAUCUUAAGUAAUGUGUUGCCUCAAAGUGAUAUCAAUUCUAUAGCAUUGCUUUUUGCUGAACGGCCCAGCACACCACAUGUUCAUGUACGUAGACUUGGCAACAAGCAGCGUCAAACCUUUUGACAAUAUUUUGUGCGUACCACCAGGUUCCUCAUUGUUAACUCAGAAGUGGAACGGUUUGUUGGGGACGGGUUGACUUUUAGUGCAUUGUGAAAGGAAUGCAGCGCAAUCAGGAAAGACAUUUCAGCCCUCUGUACGGCCACCUAGAUUUGACAGUUGACUUGUCUGCCAUAUAAAUUAUCAGUUCCCAAAAUCUUCACGCAGGCGGAAAGUGAAUUGAAGUUGGAAUGUCUGUAGCGAAGUCACACUUUGUCAGUCUUGGAAGUUACAUCGAAUGCAUCCAAGCAGACCGGAAUUCACAUAUACCAGGAACUGAAUUUACCCACCCACAAAACAAGAAAAGCUGUCCUUGGUUUCCGUAUGAGACAAGGUAUGAUGCAAAUGCAGGUGAACACAAAUUCUUAGGUGGCACACUGUGUGUUGCGGCUGACCAAUUGUAGCCUUUUUUUGUAUACGUGUACCAAUCAAGAAAUUACCAAGUGGAAUAUGUUGACGGUGGCUUCAAGUAUUUUGUAUGGUUAGUGCACAUUUUCGUACAGAGGGAAUUAAUUUGCUUAAAGCUAACAAUGUGUUCACGAAAACCGCCUUAUUGGUAAUACCAGUGUGUGGACAACCUUAUUGGGGGGGGGUUCGAUUUUUUUUCUAUUGAUAUUGGCACGUUUUUAAAUCGUAACAGUUUGAAGGGACAUAUGCAACAUCUCAGAAAUGAAACUUACAAUGAGAAUUAGGAACAAAGAGCUAUUUCUGAAGUAUUCAGUUGAUCUGUGAUACACAGGGAUCUCAGUACGACUUGUAUCCAAGAGCGCUUGCUUCAAAGCAAAGCAAACCAGUUUCGGCGUGUGCAUCAAAAUGGAUCUUUAACACCUUAAUACUGAGGCUUUGUGACUUUUUAAAACAACUAUGUCAGUAUUUUCUCUCGCUGUGCAAAAUGUCCCCAUGUGAUAGCUAUUUGGCUGUUCCAGGCUUAUAGGUGAACCAGGCAGCUAUGUAAUUUAAGACAUCCCACGUUGCCCGAUUUCAGGCUGUUAAAAUUGCCAAGGAAUUGUGUGUUGUGCUCAUGUCUUGACAUCGGUGUUGUAGUCGAGUAUUUUCCCACGAGUUCGAGUACUUCACCAUGAGUAUGAUUACAUUACAAUACAUCAAUUACGAUUUCAAGAGUGUGAACAUGAGUACAAGUACAUAAAGCUCUCUCCGUGUUCCAUUUCAUUAAAGGUUCUUAUCCAAAAACGGUGAAGACGAGAGGUUUAGAGAUCAAUUGAAAACAGGCAAACUAUACGAGCCAUAUGUUGACAAGAUCACACUGAUUUCGUCAUUGUCUUUGCAUUCCCUGUAAAACUGCACACAUUUUACAUCAAACAUAAGUACAUUUAAAGUGUUUACGGACAUGCCCACAUUGCUAGGAGUACGUGUGAAAUUUUCAAUGACUUCAUGUACGUGGAAUUUUUUCUAGCAAGGACGACUACCACAGCACUGCUCUACAUGCAGCUAAUUUUCCUGUUAACGUCUCGUUGUCCCCUUCAUUUCUGGCCUGGAACGCACACCUUAAUAUGAAAAAUUGAAAGGUAAAAACUGUGGACAAAAAUACCCAAAUUGAAAAAAAACCCUGUCAUGUUCAUGUUUGUCUGCUUCCCCCCCUUUUCAUUCCACUUUCGAUCUUUUGCACCAUUGCUUUAUAAAUCAUGCUGUCUUUAUGAUGUCAUUGGAUGGCCCGUUAUCAACAGUGAACACUUUCCACUUUUUGAAUGAGUCUCGUGUUCUUUUGUUUAUUUCACAUAGUGCAACAGUUUUGGAAACGUGUCAUUUUGACUAUUUAAUUGUUUUUGUCAAACAGUUUGGGUCCAGUUACAUGUAAUUUCAGAUUUAAAAAAAAAAAAAAGGAAAAAAGAUGAUUCUUCGCAGUUGUCAUGAGUUGAGGAGCAAACCUGUCCCGGUGGCAAAGCCAUGGGGGACGUUCUCAAUUCACAUCUACACUUUUGGUGUCAAGGUAAAUUUGUUGCUUAGCAAGCAGCAAGACCUUCAUUACCUACCAGGAGAAGCAAUUACUGUGCAAUUGCUGUAGCCGUGUACACAUUUCAAGAUACACAUAGGAUAUUGAACAUUCCAUGAAUGGCUACAUAUCAGAUCUAUAAUGCUUUCUGGCAUGGCCCAUGGACAACAACCUCGGCUUGGUCUUGUUCCCAGUGUUUCCCUGCACAUUCUACAUGCAGCCAUGCAAGUAGUCACCAUCUAUUUGAACCUUGACCUCUGUAUAUUGUCAACAAGAGUGCAUUAUAUGUAAAUGCCCAUUGGUGUUUUAGCAUGUAUCUGUUGCAACAUUAAAAAAAACGUACGUAAACCGACUUCGUAAACAUAUCUGAUCUUACUCUUAUUUAAUGAAGGCUAGCUUUUUUUUUUGUUAUAAUGAAACUCAAUUGAAUAGUUGUAUGUAAUAAAUGAUGGAUACCUGCUGAUAAACAGAA
Messenger RNA from Acanthaster planci (crown-of-thorns starfish), 6537 nucleotides. RefSeq names its product ubiquitin like modifier activating enzyme 1 (gene uba1). Gene Ontology annotation, biological process: protein sumoylation. Gene Ontology annotation, molecular function: SUMO activating enzyme activity. The record is from RefSeq and is a predicted model, not a curated record. Lineage: Eukaryota; Metazoa; Echinodermata; Asteroidea; Valvatida; Acanthasteridae. Gene Ontology annotation, cellular component: SUMO activating enzyme complex; cytoplasm.